Molecule: messenger RNA, 3007 nt
Organism: Anas platyrhynchos (mallard)
Lineage: Eukaryota; Metazoa; Chordata; Aves; Anseriformes; Anatidae
Source: RefSeq, a predicted model, not a curated record
UCCGCCGAGCUGGGGGCGGUGGUGGUCGGGGCGAUGCAGGGUGGGGGGGGGGGGGGCACAGAGCCCAGCCCGAGCCCCCCCCUCCGCUGCUGGAGGAGCAGCGAGGGCCGGUGAAAAGCCCCCCUCCGGCUGGGACAAAAGGCUGGCACAGAAAUGUCACCUCCAGCCCGAGCGGGGGGACCAGGCACCGGGAGGUGACCCCAGCGAGCGGCCGCACCGGGACCCCCGUGGGGCCUCGUCGGGACCCCCCCGGCUCUGGGCAGCCCCGUCCCAUGGCACCGGCAGUGCCGGCGGUGCUCUCGGUGAGCCAGCAGCACCCCCUCUGCUUCAGUUUGCCCCAAACUGGGCUGACUUUUGGAGGGGAUUGGGGACUGGUUCUCCUCGAGCCGUCCUCCCGGAGCCACCGGCAUCACCGGAGCUGCUGGGAGCCGCAACCGACACCGGGAAGGCUCCUGCUGGGGUGGCCCCGCGCAGCCCCAUCUUUCAGGGACUCCCUGCUGCCCUCUUUCACCUCCUUUGCCCUCAAAAUUUGAGCCUCGCUCAUGAGGCAGAGCGUGCCAGGCCGGCGGGGUCCCCGGGGACGAGCUGGCUGCCAGCGAGCACCACGAGCACCGGCACCGGGGAGCUCCGGGCAUCACCGCGACGGGUGCUGAGGCACCCACGGAGCAAACCCCACAGCCCGCAGGGGAACCCGGGGCCGUGCUCCAACAGCGGGGGCCCCUCUGGCGUCCCCCAGUCCCGCUCCCGGCAUCUGGCUGGCCUCAAAGCGGGGGAGCCCGGCCAGCAGCAUCGCUCCGGCGAAGGGGGGGGGGGGGCCGUGGCCAUGCGCCCGCGCCGGGGGCCGAGCCAGCAGCGCGCUGGCAGGACGAGCGGCCUCCCGGCCCGCAGAUAAGCGGCGCGGAGCAGGGGCGAAGGGUUUGUUGUGUCUGCCGCCGGCCCAAGGAUUUUCCCAGGCCCGGGAGCGCUCGCACCCGCCGUGACUCAGAGCCCCGGCUGGAGAAGGCAGGCGGGGAGGGGGGUGGUGGAAGGAUGCUCGGGGGCCCCGGCACACGCGUGUGCGCGCGGCUCUCGGCGUGCGCACGGAGGAGGCAGAGGGAGAAGCCCAACGCAGCAGCCAGCGAGGGGUUAAGGAGCGGCGCCAGCAGCCCGGGCUCUGUUUAGUCUGGGCUCCGCGCUGGAGACGGGGCCGGGGCAGCGCCGAGCACGCCUGCGGCACCCCGAGGGGAGCGGCGCCAUGUCCCUCGGCGCGCCCACCAGCAGCGACGCCUGCCUGAGCAUCGUGCACAGCCUGAUGUGCCACCGGCAGGGCGGGGAGAACGAGACCUUCGCCAAGCGGGCCAUCGAGAGCCUGGUGAAGAAGCUGAAGGAGAAGAAGGACGAGCUCGACUCGCUCAUCGCCGCCAUCACCACCAACGGCGCCCACCCCAGCAAGUGCGUCACCAUCCAGCGCACCUUGGACGGGCGGCUCCAGGUGGCGGGCAGGAAGGGGUUCCCCCACGUCAUCUACGCCCGGCUGUGGCGCUGGCCGGACCUGCACAAGAACGAGCUGAAGCACGCCAAGUUCUGCCGCUUCGCCUUCGACCUCAAGUACGACAGCGUCUGCGUCAACCCCUACCACUACGAGCGCGUGGUGGCCCCGGCCAUCGGUCUGAGCAUCCCCAGCGCAGCCCCCCAAUGGUCUCCGGUGUCCCCCCCGCCCAGCGCCCCCCGCCCGCCUGGUGAAGGAGGAGUUUGUCCAUGCCUGUGUGCAGAUGGAGGUGCCGCACGGGGCCAAGCGGGCGCCGCGCCCCCCCGCCGAGCCCUACCGCCCGCCGCUGCCCCCCCCGACGCUCCCCGAAUCCCCCCGCGCCCCCGGGAGCCUCUACCCUGCACUGCCCAUGUCGCCCCCAGUGGCCCCCGGUGGCCCCCUGCUCCCCCUGCCCCCCAACGAGGGGCUGCUGCGGAUCGCCUGCCCCACGCCGCCCCCCGCCACGCCAGCGCAGCCCCCCCCGCAGAACGGAUACCCCGCGCCCCCCAAGCCGCCCUACCACGGUUCUCCGGCGAGCUGGAGCAGCGGCAGCACGGCCAUCUACGCCCCCAGCCUGGGGGGCUGCAGCCCCCUCCCCAGCCCAGCAGCCGGAGCCACCCGCAGCCCCCCCUGCACCACCCCAACCACUACUGGCCCCCACCCCAUAGCUCUGCACCCUACCAGCAGCCGGUGUCCACGCACCCCGGGCCAGAGUUCUGGUGCUCCAUCACCUAUUUCGAGAUGGACGUGCAGGUGGGGGAGAUCUUCAAGGUGCCGUCCAACUGUCCCGUGGUCAUCGUGGACGGCUACGUGGACCCCUCGGGGGGCGACCGCUUCUGCCUGGGGCAGCUCUCCAACGUGCACCGCACCGACGCCAGCGAGAGGGCCCGGCUGCACAUCGGGAAGGGCGUGCAGCUGGAGUGCCGCGGCGAGGGGGACGUGUGGAUGCGGUGCCUGAGCGACCACGCCGUCUUCGUGCAGAGCUACUACCUGGACCGGGAGGCCGGCAGGGCCCCCGGGGACGCCGUGCACAAGAUUUACCCCGGCGCCUACAUCAAGGUGUUUGACCUGCGCCAGUGCCACCGGCAGAUGCAGCAGCAGGCAGCCACGGCCCAGGCCGCCGCCGCCGCUCAAGCGGCCGCCGUGGCCGGCACCAUCCCGGGGCCCGGCUCGGUCGGGGGCAUCGCGCCCGCCGUGGGGCUGUCGGCAGCGGCGGGGAUCGGCGUGGACGAUCUGAGGCGGCUCUGCAUCCUGCGGCUCAGCUUCGUCAAGGGCUGGGGGCCCGACUACCCCCGGCAGAGCAUCAAGCACACGCCGUGCUGGAUCGAGGUGCACCUGCACCGCGCGCUGCAGCUGCUGGACGAGGUGCUGCACACCAUGCCCGCCGCCGAGCCGGGCCCCCUGCGCUAGCACGCAACACCGCCCUCCCGUCCCCCACCCACACCCCGCGCUUAAUUUAAUUUUUUUGUAAGGAAGAGACCUCCCCAACAAAAAAAAAAA